AUGGUUAUACGCAUGUGUUUCAAUAACAAGUCGCUGUUUGGAGCUUGCAAGCGCAUACAUUCCGGAAGCAAAGCGGAGUUGAGAGCACCUCAGCGAAAGUACGAGUUGUUACGAAAGGAAAAGAGAUUUCAGUUUUCCAUCAAAACGACCCAAUUUGUACACAAAACAGCAAUGAACUCAAUGAGGUAUCUGAGUCGAGGCAGAGUGCUUCUGCUUGUGAUGGCACUGUCCUGUGCUGCCGAGGACAAGGAUGUGUAUUUUGACACUUUUGCCAACUGCGCUCAAACGAACACUGUGGACUAUACCAGCCAGGUGACCGUCCAAGCAGAACGUAAUCCUGAAAUGGCUUCCAACUCCUUCUCAGCCUGUGAGAUCCUCUUCAGGGCCUCAGGGCCGGAUGACGCUUUGUGUCUACAAAUCGACCAACUUUACUUCAAGAACAGGGAUUUGAAGCUCAACUACUAUGAUGCCCAAGAAGCAGCUGGCAACACACCAAAUAGGGUGUUCAGUGAUGAUACUAGCGAUACCUUUUCGGUGCCAAUGGAAAUCUGUACAACUGGUCGAUACGCAUCCUUGGCCUUGAAACCGAAUGUUACCGGCGGCGCCAUAGCCAGCAUCAAGGAUAUCGACAUCAACAUCAAAGUCCGGAACAUGCAUGGAAGCCGAAGAACUGUUUACAUGGAUACGGACUGUGGAGCUGUCAGUGGAAGGAGGGAGGUGGAUGAAAGUCAGACAGUUGUUGUUAUGAAUCGCCAUGCUGACCGCACAGCUGAUCUGCCUGGAGUGUGUCAAGCGGUUUUCAAAUACACUGGAGAAGACAAGAAUAAGACGGUGUGUCUGCAGUACCUGCAAAAGGAGCAGUACUGCAACUACAAGCUGAAAGUCUUAGAUGGAAAUCUCACAACAUUUGCUGAGUCCCAUACAUACAGCUGCACAAGCAGUGAGCCCAAGAUGUGGUGUUCCAAGGGGAGCUACCUCACACUGGAGCUGACGCGGGAGGCCACCCUUACUGCAUCACUGGAGCCAGCUGACCUCUUCACCGUCAAUGUCAAGGACGGUGUUUCAGGUCAGAAUUCAGAAACCACUACCGGCAACUAUAAGGGACCAACAAGUAGUACAGUAUUUCCUGAUGAGCCCAAGCCAGAUGGCGGCCUGUCGUGGUGGGUGAUCGCGCUGAUUGUGGUUGGGGCCAUUAUAGUCAUCCUGGUGCCUGUGGUCUUCUGCUGUGUGAAGAAAUCUAAGGUUGCAACGGUUGGGGUUUAACAGAUUCAGCAUCUCUACUUGUAACAUAUAAAUAAAUUCCAACAAGCAAAACAACUUUAUCUGUUUCAAACAGCUAUUAUUUUAUCAUCUUGUGCAGAGUUCUCACCCUUUGGGCAUCUUAAAGCUCAAACACAUGUCCAAGGUGAAACAAUGUCAACUUCGCCAAUAGGAAAACAAAUUUGAAAGAAACGAAAUAAAAUGAUAACGUCAGAUUGUGCUUCUGUCUUUCGGACAUCUAAAUCCAGUUAAAUAAAUAACUGUAGCUGUAGUACUAUGCCAAGCCUACCACUAUGUUAAAAUGUCAGACCUACCAUAGAAAGUUCACGUAUAAAACCUGUGCAAAAUGUUACACACUAAUUGCCACUUUGGAGAAAAGGAAAAAAAUGUGAAAUUCCUGAAUUUGGAAUCACAUCUUUUUUAUGCAUAUGUCAUAAUUUCAAGUGUUUAGAUUUGAGGUUUUUGUGGACAUUGUCCUCAUUUUUUAUCAUUAAGCUAAAUUUCUUGGGGGACUGCGUAUUUGGCAUGUUGCUUCAGUCAUGGUGUCAGAACAACAGGUUUUCACUAUCUGCAUGCCUCUUAGCUGAAUAGCGUUCGCUCGUCACGCCGAAGACCCGGGUUCGAUUCCCGACAUGGGUACAAUGUGUGAAGCCCAUUUCUGGUAUCCCCCGCCGUGAUAUUGCUGGAAUAUUGCUAAAAGCUCACUAAAAGCUCACUCACUCACUCUUAGCUGAAUAAAUAUCAUUUGGUGUUUCCAACUUUACUGUCUUUUUCUUUUCAUCCUUCUCAUAGUAGCAAAUUAGUUAUCUGUUUUCUGCCACUGAAAUUGUAUUUCUGAAGUUUCUUUCUAAUGUUAUUUGUAAAUGAUAUUUUUUUAUUAUUUUGCAUUUGCAUUUGUACAUGGAAGUGGUUGUACGUAAAGUUUACAUAAAUCAUUAUUUCUUUUCUAGGACGGUUGGUUUAGGGCAUUGCAGUGUAGACAAGCCAGGGAAGAGUAGCCAUUUUCGAAGGACAAAUAUUACUUGAAAUAUUCCACGGCUACUUGAAAGUGUAAAAGAACCCACGAAGAGCAUGAAAUCAAGUCAGUGUCUUACCUUCAACACCAAUCCAUGUUUAACUAGCUGUAUUCACUUUAUGUGCUGGGGCGGUCGGGUAGCCUGGUGGUUAAAGCGUUCGCUCGUCACGCAGAAGACCCGGGUUUGAUUCCCGACAUGGGUACAAUGUGUGAAGCCCAUUUCUGGUGUCCCCCGAGGUGAUAUUGCUGGAAUAUUGCUAAAAGCGGCGUAAAACCAUACUCGCUCACUCACUCACUUGAUGUGCUGGUGUUCAGCAUAAGUUUUUUUUCUUGAAAACCCUUGAGUACUGCAUGCAUAGACAUUCCUUUUUAUCCAGUCAGUAUCUAUGACCUUGAACGGUGUCUUCACUAGGCAGAGGAUUGGUAUUUGUUUGUCAUGGCAGCAAUUAAAAACACUGACCUCAAGUCAGAUUGUGAUUAUGUCCAUUUAUUUUUUUUAUUUUUUAUUUUUGUGAGUGAGUGAGUAAAUAUUGCUUUAAGCUGCAUAGCAAUAUUGCAACUAAUCGCCAUUUAUUGAGGCGUGCCUGGUAAUAUGAAGAUUUUGAAAAAACGACAUAUGGCAUAACACCAAAAUUCAAUCCAAAAAAAUAAAAUUAUGAAUUGUUUUUAUAAUUUUUCUCAUCAAAUGCUUGAUAAAUUCCAAAAAGGACAGUUUAAUAGACUCUUUCAUUUUGUUCUCUUCUCUGACAUGAAAUUAAUAUGUUGAAAGACCAUUCUCACAUUAAAAUGUGGGCAGUUUUGCCAUUAGUGGUAGAAAUAUCAAGUCAGUUUUUUUGUACUGGACCAAAAAAAGAAUAUUGAUCACCCUGAAAAUUAUUCCAAGGCCUAAAUGGUGAUGAAAAACUUUUCAAUUAACCUUUCAAUACCUAAACUAAACCUAAAAGUGUGUUUCUUGACCCUAUCUCAAUGAUCGUGAACCUUGAUAAUGUGCUUUGCUGGUAAGGAUGCAAUCUCGGGUUAGAACUCUACACAGUGUGAGAAAGGACAUGGUCAAUUACAAUAGGGUUAAAGUGGGAUAGUCCCCCAAAUUUGCCCAUUUUUAGCUCCUCUUAAUCCAAAUAAAUUGUUUUGUGUGGCCCUCAAAACUUUAUCAAUGAGUGAGGUGCUUCUUGCAUGAUUGUCCCCAUCUACCUUCCCUUGUUGUAAAUGACCAGGUCCUUGUUCCACAGGGUGAUCUUAGCACUAAGAUGAUCGUAAGUCCUAUACUUUAACAUAGACAGGAUUGUCUUGGAGUUUACGAUUGCUUUGUGCAAAUUGGUGCUGCAGGACCUUCUUUUGCAAAGUGAUCUUAGCACUAAGAUGAUCGUAAGUCCUGUACUUUAACAUAGACAGGAUUGUCUUGGAGUUUGAUUGCUUUGUGCAAAUUGGCACUGCACGACCUUCUUUUGCAAAGUGAUUUUAGCGCUAAGAUGAUUGUAACUGACACGCUUUAACAUAGACUUACGAUAGUCACAGAAGUAAGAUUGCUUUGUGCAAAUUGAUCCUGUAGGGCCUUGUUCUACAAAGUAAUCUUUGCGCUAAGAUCACCAUAACUUCUAUGCUAAAUAGACUUAAGAUUGUCGUGGAUCUUAAGGACGCUUUGUUCAAUAGGACUCAGGGCGUUGUUCCACAAAGUGAUCUUUCAGCUAAGAUGAUCGUAACUCCUACACUUUUACAUAGACUUAUGGUCACUUAGAACAAAGAUCGCUUUACGGAACAGACCCCAGUUUCUUAUGUUCUUGUAACAGAUAUAAAUACUUGUGUCUAGUGUUGUAAAAUUAUGCAUACAUGUUCAUACUGUAACAUAGCUGUGUACUGUGUAAAUAGAUGUCACUGGAAGAUGUUCUGUUGAGUUGUAGAUCACUAAAAGGAGGGAAUCCCACUGGUACUGCCACACAUGAAUACUGUUGAACAUUCAUUAAAUAACAUGACUAUCAAUUUGCCUAUUUGGUCUACCGUACCAUGACACAGACAAAAUAGGAGGAAAAUCGGCGAAAAAAUAACUGAGCUUCUAUGACUACUUGAUCACUGAAUUGGCUGGUGGAUUUUAUCUUCUUUUUAAUAUUUCAAUGCAAUGUUUUGGUACAGACGUUGGUAUGUUUAUCAAAUUAUAAAUGUGCUUGUGUCUCUUCUGAAAUGUGGAAUUGAGAUGCUGAGGUGCAGAAGCGAAUUCAUUCUUCAUUGAUGCUACUGCUUCUAAAUGCCACAUAUAUGUAUUGAUCAUGACAAUAUUGAAUAUAAGAAUGUACCCACCACAGCCUUCUGACUGGUUAAAGAUUGUUUGCAAAUUUGGUCGUGAAAAGCACGUCCUACUGAAAAUUGAUAUUAUUUUGAAACUGGCGUAAUUGCAUUGUCUCAUGGAAAAAGACUGCCUGGAAAAGCUUUGUGUUCCUGUUGCUAGGUUACAGAGGCUCUCCCUCCUUUACAUCCUCCAUUAUAUAGUGUAUAUUACCUCCAUUCUGUUCUGAUAAAUACCCUUGACCUGUUCACCACCAUGGCUUCUGUCACGUGAAGAUCCGGGGUAGAAAAGGUUUUCUGCAACCCAUGCUUGCUGAAAGAGGCGACGAUGCUUGUCGUAAGAGGCAACAAACGGGAUCCGGUGGUCACGUUCACUGACUUGGUUGAUGCAUGUCAUGUUAUCCCAAUUAUGUGGAUCUAUGCUCAUGAUAGGUCGAAUAUUGCUGACUGCAGCAUUAAACAACAAACAAAAACAUAAUGGAAUACUGUUCAAAUUGGUGUUAAACCCAACUCACUCACUCACUCACUGGUGAUAUCACUGUUGAAUGGACAGCUAUUUUCAGCCUCGAGUAAGACGAACUUGGACUCAAAAUGAAGCUUUGGUUUUGUGAAUGGCUCAAGGGUAUUUGUCAUAUUUGAAUGGAGAAUAGAAAAUACAGACAUUUGACGAUGUGAUCAAGGAUCCCCCUUAAAAACACUGAACUCCUCCGUAUAGUGCUCUAUUUCAGUAGUACUAGUCCUGGGACAUGGACCAGAGUGUGAUCCACAGUCUAGAUGUUAUAGGCACAUUAGAUCAGUGUUCACACAAAUUUCAUUCUCAGCUCCCUGGGGAGUAUACAACCGAAACAGGAUGUAUGUAUUGUGUUUAUAUGUACUGACGUUUGAGUUUUAGCCAGGGAUUCUCACCAGGGCCCAAUGUCUGAAAAAAACAAAUUUUCAACUGUAGGGGGACAGACAACUCUUCAAUGGUACAAUCCAAUCCACGGAUCAACGACUGACAGGAAAUUAUGUGUGACUGAAUUGUUCAAAUGAUUGUCAAACCAAACAGGUUUAUUCACUAGCAGACGAUUAAUGUUACUUGUCAAGAUUAUAAUUCUUCUCGUUCUUGAUCUAUGAAGAUGUAUCGUUCAGUGAUAAUGUGUAUAAUUUUUUCAUACAGCUUGGGAAAUACAGUAAUAAUAAUAAUAAUAAUAAUAAUUAUAAUAAUAAUAAUGGACAUAUGUAAUGCACUGAAUUAAUCCACUGAGUUAUGCUCACAGAUCAGUGUUUAUUCAAAUUUCUUUCUCAGCUCCCUUGGGAGUAUACAACCCAAAUGGUAUAUGUUAUUGACAUUGUGAUCAUGGACAGGAAAUUUUGAAUGCUGUAAAAUCAUCAGAUCAUUUUAGGCCUAAUCAGUUGAAUUACUUGUUUGAAAGGCUAGCAGGGCAGUAAUCAUGAGUAGAGAGAAACCCUGGCUAAGAUUCUGUAUAGAAAGAACCAUGUGAUAUGGACAGGCAGGUGGUAUGUGUUUUUUUUAUCUUUAUAUCCCCCGCCACGAAGUGCUUGUUCUUUUGUGCCGUACAGUUAACCUUGGAUAUAGGUCAGGUCCUUUCAGGUCACUUCAUGUUGGGUUGGGUCCUUUCAGAUCACUUCAUGUUGGGUCAGGUCAGUCAAUGUCAAGUCAGUUUGGGUCGGGUAAAAUCACAUUAAUUUGGGUCGGGUAAAAUCACAUUAAUUUGGGUCGGGUAAAAUCACAUUAAUUUGGGUUGGGUUGGGUCAGGUCAGUUAAGGUCGAGUUAGUUUGGGUCGGGUAAAAUCACAUUAAUUUGUGUCAGGUUGGGUCAGGUCAGUUAAGGUCGAGUCAGGUUGGGUGGGGAAAGUCAGAUCAGUAUGGGUCAGAUUGGGUCAGGUCAGUUAAUGUCGGAUCAGGUUGGGUCAGGUCAGUUAGUGUCGAGUCAGUUUGGGUCGGGUAAAAUCUCAUCAAUUUGGGUCGUAUUGGGUCAGGUCAGUUAAUGUCAGAUCAGUUGGGGUUGUGCGAAGCUAGAUCAGUUUGGUUCGUGUUGGGUCAGGUAAGGUCAAAUGUGUCAUGGAAAUUAUUUUUCUCAUGUUUAUUUUUCCCAGGUUAAUAUCCAAGAUUGACUGUAUUUGUAUGAAAGAACAAAUAUCUUGAAUAUGUAUGUUGUAGAUUUUGAAAUGUUCAGUUUAUGAAUAGUGUCCCUUGGAGACAGGUUUCAUCAAUCAUGUCCACAUUGAAUAACAGAAAUUGUAGUCUUCUUUGUUUCAUUGUGAACCACAGAAAUAUUUAGACAUGGUUGUUAGGAUACAAUUGAGUGAACAUAUCUGUGACCGAAUCUGAUGAUGAAGAAAUAUAUUUGCUUCUUGGGCAUGACCUUCACAAGGAAGCCUAGGCACAUGUUGGUAGUUCGCAAACUAUUUCUGUGGUUAAGAAAGUUUCAUAAUGAACAAAUUUCACAUGGGAAUCAUAUAUGUGUGUGCUUCCAUUGGCAGAAAUUGCUUCGUAUUCAUGCAAUGCAUCUUCUAAAUAUUUCAGUUUACCCGUGUUUAAAUCUGACAUCAGAUGUUGAUAAAUGAUUAUUUGGUCUUUGAGACAACUAUUCUAACUUCACUGAACAAAAAUGUUAGUAUCAUGAAUAUCUUUGGGUGUUGUUUUUUUUAAAUUGUAUCCCUCAAAAUAUUCAUGAUCCUUAGCUUUUUUUAUUCAGUAUAUUUAGUUGAGAUCCAUAUUAAAUUUGACUGGCGCUGUUUCGUUGCCUUGACAGACGUUUGUUAAAAACUCCAAAGGAGAUUUUAAUUUAAAUGUAUAUUUUAAUAUUAAUUCGUGAAUCACAAAAUCAAAAGAGUAAAUAUUCCGUUUUUACAAUUUGCAUAUCUUAUCCAAAUCAUUGUAGUUUGUUUGUUGUUUGUUGUUUAGUGCCGCACUCAGCAGUAUUCCAGCUUUAUGAUGACGGUCUGUAAAUAAUCAAGUCUGGACCAGAAAAUCCAGUGAUUGACAUAAUGAGCAUCGAUCCAAGCUUUUAGGAUGUGAUGACAUGCAUCAACCAAGUGAGCAAGCCUGACCACCCGAUCCUGUUAGUCACCUCUUACGAAAAGCAUAGUUGCCUUUUAAGCAUGGGUUGCUGAAGACCAAAUCAUUGUAUGAUAAAUGAAGCUGUAAAAAGAAGGUUUAGUUUUUGAGAUCAUUUUCCUUGCUGGCUGUUUUUAUGUUCCCACGGACCUGUGAAGAUCCGGGAUAGAAAAGAUCUUCAGCAACCCAUGUUUGCCGUAAGGGGCGACUAUCCUUGUCGUAAGAGGCAAUUAACGGGAUCGGGUGGUCAGGCUUGCUGACUUGGUUGAUGCAUGUCAUCGUAUCCAAAUUGUGUGGAUCGAUGUCCAUGAUGUCAAUCACUGGAUUGUCGUGUCCGGACUCAAUUAUUUACAGAUCGCCGUCUGAGUGUGGCAAUAAACAAUCAAUUAUGUUCCCACUGCUUGAAAAUGUUUAAACUUCUUUACUCAGCAUGUUAACAUGUAACAGUUUUAUAUAUACUACGCAAGUAAUGAUAUUCUUGUUGUCAGCUUUUAUGUGAAGAUAUUAUGUGCGUGUUGUUUCAUUGUCUGCUUAUAUGUACAUGUCCCUGGAAUUAAAUUAGUUUUCGGUGCUAAUUUCCGACGUUUUGUUUUUGUGCUGUAUAAGCUUACCUUGUUGAAUAUCUUUUAACAUAUAUGUUCUUUUUUGCCUGAGAUUAUCAUUGUAUUAGUUAAACUCUUUACACAUUGUGUUGCUUCUUAUUGGCCAGAACAUGGCCAGAAUUAGGUGUGUCUGCAUACAAAGAAGGGGUGGAUCUAUUGGUCUGCUGCGGAUCAGAUGUGUCUGCGUACACAGAAGGGGUAGAUCCUUUGGUCUGCUGCAGAUCAGGUGUGUCCUCCAACUCUGUUAGGGUGGAUCCAUUGGUCUGCUGCAGAUAAGGUGUAGUGCUGCACUGAUAGGGUAGAUCCAUCGGUCUGCUGCAGAUCAGGUGUAGUGCUACACUGAUAGGGUAGAUCCAUCGGUCUGCUGCAGAUAAGGUGUAGUGCUACACUGAUAGGGUAGAUCCAUCGGUCUGCUGCAGAUAAGGUGUAGUACUACACUGAUAGGGUAGAUCCAUCGGUCUGCUGCAGAUAAGGUGUAGUGCUACACUGAUAGGGUAGAUCCAUCGGUCUGCUGCAGAUAAGGUGUACAGCUACCCUGAUAGGGUGGAUCCAUCGGUCUGCUGCAGAUAAGGUUUACUGCUACACUGAUAGGGUGGAUCCUUUAUUUCUUGCACUCAUUGUUUAGAGACCAGUCCCUCAUAACUUUGAGUUUUGAAAGAUUAAUGGCAUUCAUUUAUUUGGUCUCUCAUUUGCAGUGCCUUACCAGUGUGAGCAUGCAGAUACCCUUCACUUUCUGGGUCAGAUUAUUUCCACGAAAUGAUUUUUAACCAGAAAGGAUUUGUGAAUUGGCACAAUAUUAAUCAUGUUAAUACAGUUACUCUUAUUACCAACUUAUUACUAUUGUGUUGCAAUGUGUGUGAUGUGUAUAUAUAUAUAUAUAUAUAUAUCAUUCUUACCUGAUGUAAUCAGACUUAGUCAGUUAACUAGAUGGCUCAGUAUUAGUAUAUUUAGGUGUUAUUUUUUAUUACUUGGUUUAGGGAUCUAGUGACCAAAAUUUCAAAAAAAUUAAAUACAUUUACGAACUGUUUUUAAGUUGGAACACAGUGCAGUGUAUCUUUACUAGUUCUUUAAACCAAGCAAUUAAAAAUAAGGCUUUAUUAUCGAUGCGAAACAAGAUGGUAUUUUAUGCUAAAUUAAUAACUUUUAUUGAUGCGACAAAAUGUUUCUUCGUUCGUGUAAGUAAGGAUCAGAAUGAGUAACACAGAGAGAAAUAUUUACUAUUUGCUUUUUUGGAAAUUGCAAUUUUCAACAGUGUUGCAACUUCAGACAGAUCUGUAAUCAAUAAAGUGCUUUUUACGUA
This is a messenger RNA of Haliotis rufescens (red abalone), 9518 nucleotides long. RefSeq lists its product as uncharacterized. The transcript is spliced from 8 exons. NCBI's taxonomy places the organism in Eukaryota, Metazoa, Mollusca, Gastropoda, Lepetellida, Haliotidae. The record is from RefSeq and is a predicted model, not a curated record. Bases 1 to 1263 code for a protein of 420 amino acids.